UCAUGCAAAGUUCUUGUUAAAACUGCACGGAUUUUCUCUUGACCGCAACGGUAACACUGUAAUCCUUAAAUCUUGGGCUAUGGUGAAUAGUGUCCUGCAGAAAGUUAUGCUACUCAGCCUUAUUACUAAUGUCUACGAUAAACACCCGGAUAUCCCGCUCAUGGUUUCAUGCUCAACUGUUGUUUGUGGUGUUACAGUUAAUUCCUUCAAGAUCACUUCGUUGCAAAGAAAGAUUGUGAGGAUGGGGGCUUUCUAUCGUCGAAUGAUUGAUAUGUGGAACAUCCCGAAAAAGACGGAAAAGCAGCAUUUGAUGGAGCACAAAUCCUUCAUAAAUAUCGUUUCGUUCCUCAACUGUCUGAGUCUCAUCGCGGGGAUUUCUUGGUGGUUACUUCUCCCUCCUGCUGUGUCUGUGUAUGAAAAGUACGUAACAGGAAAUACAACAUGGAUAGCACCCUACAACAUAACAAACAUUGCAAUCAUGCAAACUACUCCGGGAUAUGAAAUUCUCACGAUUAUUUAUUACUCCAUCACAGCAAUGUGUGUCAUUGGUGGUUGCGGUUUUGAUUCGUACUACCUUGAGAGCUGCUUUUACCUUUCUGGUCAUUUUCGAAUAAUCCGCCAACGCUUCCAGGCUGUUCAUUUUACAGUACCUGGUAAUUCGGGAGAAGUAAACAACAAGUUCAAGAAGGAAGUCUCCUCAAUCAUUGACUACCACAACGAGAUCCUCAAUGCUUGUGCUAUUCUUCAGGAUCUUGUUCGAUCUGCAAUUCUCCCAUUUGUUCUUUUUGACUCCAUCGUCAUUUGUACGUGCGUCUAUACGCUCAUGGUGGUAAACAGCUUGAUUGUCACCAUUGCGUUCGUGGGAAUAAGUAGCGCAGCUGUGGGACAAAUCUUUAUUCUAACUUACAGCGGAGAAGUUCUCACGGGUCGUAGUCAGGAACUCCUUGAAGGGAUCUACAACUCAGAGUGGUAUCUUGCAUCCCCCGAGCAGAGGAAGUUGAUGAUUGUUUGCAUGAUGCGCUCCAGGAAAGGAUUUACCUUUCAAAUGGGAAUCUUUCAGCUGGCACUAACUACUUUCUCAGCGAUUGUCCAAACUGCAGGUUCCUACAUUGCUUUGUUGAAAACUAUAUCGCCAACGUGAGGAAGUAAAAAAUGAGAUGUUCAACUUCUUGUAUUACUAUAUGGUUGUUCGUGGAAGAUAU
This is a messenger RNA of Lutzomyia longipalpis, 1202 nucleotides long. Its product is annotated as odorant receptor 82a-like. Bases 80 to 1141 code for a protein of 353 amino acids. Gene Ontology annotation, molecular function: olfactory receptor activity; odorant binding. The transcript is spliced from 5 exons. NCBI's taxonomy places the organism in Eukaryota, Metazoa, Arthropoda, Insecta, Diptera, Psychodidae. Gene Ontology annotation, cellular component: plasma membrane. The record is from RefSeq and is a predicted model, not a curated record. Gene Ontology annotation, biological process: detection of chemical stimulus involved in sensory perception of smell; sensory perception of smell.